AUGGCGCGUUCAAACCGGGCUGGGGCGCGGGGCCCCGAGCGGGUUGAAGCUGCUUUAAAGCGCUCCUCCUGCCGCAGCCGCCGCGCCCGGAGAGCGGCAGCGAGAGAGCGGCAAAAUGGCGGCGGCACCUCCGGCCCGGGGGCGGGGGAGCGGGGCUGGCGGGAGGAAGUGCGUCAUCGCGGCGCGCGGGGGCGGCCGGAAGGGGCGGGGCGGGGCGCUGAGGGCGGGAGGCCGCGCCGGGGAGGCGCUUCCUCUCCCUGCUCCUUUUCCUCUCCCCGCUCCUUUUCCUCUCCUUUUUCCUGCCUUUUCCCUGUCCCUUCCUUCCUUUUCCGUGCCGUGGAGGCAGAGCUGGCUCCUCAGAGCCGCUCCUGCCCCACACGGGCAGGAUGGAGCCGCGAUGCCCGGCCCGCUCCUGAGGGUGGCCCCGGGAGCCGCUGCAGCCGCGCUCGUGGCACCCGCGAGAGGGACGGAGGGAACGGGGGGAGUCCGGUGACUUCCAGCGGCUCUUUGCCUGCGCUGGGGCAGCGCCAGCGGUGCCUCAGGGCCGUCCCUUCCACCUCACAAGAGCUCUCGCUAAUCGAGUGCUGGAGACAGUUUAAGGCCCUCAGAUCUGAGCUGCCCUGUUAAAUCUCUGUGUCAGUGCUGAAUCUCACCAGAGUGCAGAGGAUGCUGAAGAUUGUCCUCCCCACCGUGUCACCAGUGUCACCACGCUUGUUGGAGGCUGUGGGCUGUCUCCCCUCUGAGAUGGAUUUCAGACACAGGGUAUAAAGGAGGAACUAGUUACCAGCGUUGAAGAACCAUGCCUAAACCUAUCUUUUAUUUAAUGAACAAAUUCAAGUCUGUAAGGAAAAGCACUGCUGUAUGCACCAGAAAAGGGAGAACACUGUGAGAAAUGUUAAUACUGAACAGUAAUGAAGAAAAAUGCCACGGUUUAAAAUACAGUGCUAAAUGACCCUUACAACUAUGAUAAAUUUCAAACACAUAUCUACUCACAUUUUCAAAGGCUUCAGAAGAAUACUGUGGAUUAAAAACUGUUAAUGAUUGCUUUAUCCCUCUCUUUUGUACUUAAAAGCAGGAGCAGCUGUCACCAGCACUCACACAGAACCACUGAUAGCUGAAAGAAUUAACUGCUUAGAUGAAAUACAUUUAAAGUGUCUCUACAGCUUUUUAAAAUGCCUAUGUCUAUGUGCAUACAUUAAAUUGAGUAAACAGU
Vidua macroura (Pin-tailed whydah) is the source of this 1213-nucleotide messenger RNA. RefSeq lists its product as uncharacterized. The coding region runs from base 1 to 627 and encodes 208 amino acids. The record is from RefSeq and is a predicted model, not a curated record. NCBI's taxonomy places the organism in Eukaryota, Metazoa, Chordata, Aves, Passeriformes, Viduidae. The transcript has 3 exons.